Hyalella azteca is the source of this 7104-nucleotide messenger RNA. It is a transcript of the gene polybromo, whose product is annotated as protein polybromo-1. Gene Ontology annotation, biological process: chromatin remodeling. Gene Ontology annotation, molecular function: chromatin binding; protein binding. Gene Ontology annotation, cellular component: RSC-type complex. The transcript is spliced from 30 exons. Lineage: Eukaryota; Metazoa; Arthropoda; Malacostraca; Amphipoda; Hyalellidae. The record is from RefSeq and is a predicted model, not a curated record. The coding region runs from base 102 to 5423 and encodes 1773 amino acids.
UUCAGCCUGCAUUAUUGCAGUGUAUAGGAAAAUAUAUAUAGUUUAAUUUUCAAAAAGUUUGGAGUUGCUUCAGCUGUAAUACUAUUUUAACAGUUAUUACAAUGAAGCGAAAGAGGACUGAGAUGUCUGAGACAUCACCUUCAACUGAUGCUCGGCCCAAGAGGCGUCGGAAUGACACAACAUUGUUGGAUACCAUCCAGUUCAUAUUUGACUGUCUUCGCAAUCAACGGAAGCAAGAUGAAGACGUGUACUUGUGUGAAGCCUUCUUACGGGUACCCAAGAAGCGCUCAGAACCUCAGUACUUUGAAGUGGUCAGCAAACCCAUUGACAUGCUCAAAAUACAACAGAAGAUUAAAACUGACCAGUAUGAUGAACUAGAAGAGUUCUGUGCUGACAUCCAGCUGCUUGUUGACAAUGCUAAGUUGUACUAUGCAAAGUCCACUGAGGAGUUCAAGGAUGCUUGCGAUCUGUGGAAACUUUUUGAAGAGAGCCGAGCCAGAGCUCCCGAUGAGGUCAAGGAGAAACAGAAACAAAAGCAGCAACAAAUUGACGAUGAUGAAAAGUUUCCCGGCAAAAAAAAAGGCAGCAGCAGCGGCCGGCCGUCACGAGGAGCCUCUGCCCCGCUCAUCAGAGACGACUCAGGUCCUGCCAUGGAUGAAGCCAGCGCCAUCAAGGAGCUCUUUGGCUGCAUUGUUACUGCCAGGGAUGCUGAUGAUCGACUUCUGUCUUAUGUCUUCAGGGUACUGCCUUCUGAAGAGCGGUACCCUGAGUACUACACAGUGAUCGAGAAGCCCAUUGACCUACGCACCAUGGCUGAACGGCUGUGCCAGAAUAAAUAUGCUACACUGGACAGCAUUGUUCAUGACUUUGACCUGCUCUUUGGCAAUGCCUGUACCUUCAAUGAACCAGGCAGCUGCAUCUUCAGAGAUGCCUGUAAACUACGCAAGUUUGUGCAUAGCAGGAAGCAAGAUCUCAUAGACUGCAUUGCCAGUGGCAAAGGCAGGCUCAGGUGUCGCCGUCCUGUAGGAGGCAAGGAGUGGCACGAGCUGAUGCAGGACAUGGACGAGAGCACAGUGCUGCCCCUGGCGGAGGAGGACCUGGCUACAGGCGACGAGCUGCCCACCGUAGGGUCUGGACCUCCUGACGACGACGACAACGAUGACGACGUGGACAGCGAGAACCCGCUGUGGCAGCUCUUCCUGCUGGCGAAGAACCUUACCGUGCCUUCAAAUCCUAACUAUCAUCUGAUUGAGCCGUUCCGCCGUCUGCCUAACCGCCGCUGGCACGCUGAUUACUACAGUGAAAUAACGCACCCUAUCAGCAUGAGUCAAAUACGCAACAAAAUCAAGAAAGGAGAGUACUCCGACAUACUGGAGCUGCAAGAAGAUUUCAACCUGAUGCUGAACAACGCCCAGCAAUACAACAGACCAGACUCACGCAUACACCGUGACGCCGUGACUAUCCAGGCUGCCGUUCAUGCCGCUGUGUCCCAGAUCCUUCAGUCUCAGGGUAACGACAUCCCAGUCAUCAAAUCUCCCAGCAAGAACUCCUCUGCUGCAGUCCAAGCCCAGAGUUCUGGUGGCCAGAGCUGGGCGGACACGGACUCUGAAGGCGAGGAUCCUGUAUCUUCGGCAGUAGGACGUCGUAGACCCGCAGCGUCCUCGGGACUGUUGAGUUUCAAAAGACGUGCCAAGCUUCUCUUCAAGACCUUAAUGGACUACAUGACGGAGGACGGCAGGCAGCCCAUCGUUGCUUUCAUCGAGAAGCCGUCGCGUCGAGAGUAUCCUGACUACUACCAGGUCAUCGAGCAUCCUAUCGACAUGGAGACCAUAGAGGCGAGGAUCAAGUCAGAAUAUUAUGGCUGUGAGAAGGAACUCUUGGCUGACUUCCGUCUCAUGCUCAACAACUGCAUGACUUAUAAUGAAGAGGGAUCACUCAUUCACUCCGACGCUCUCACUCUCAAUAAGGUACUGAACGACAAAGUGGCAGAGCUGAACCAGAGCAGCGCUGUGGAUGGUGGCGCUGGAGUUCCUCAGGGCCAGACCCACGGCACGCCCUCGUGGCCCUCCAUGAGCACGCCAUCAGUAGCCCAGAGCAGCAAAGUGCUGCAGCUGAAGAAAACCAAGCAACAGCCGCCCUCUGGCAUCCUGCGCAACAUCAGGAGCAUUUACAACGCUGUUGUUGAAUGUCGUGAUGCAGACGGCAGGCAGAUCUCUGAAGUCUUCAUGAAACUUCCGUCAAAGAUUCUAUAUCCUGACUAUUAUGAGUUGAUCAAGCACCCGAUCGACCUGGAACGCGUGCUCUACAAGUGGAAGACUGGCAGCUACACGAGCGUUGACGACUGCCUUGCUGACCUAACGCUGCUCUUCAACAACGCCUGUCGCUACAACGAACCUGAGAGCCAAAUAUACAGAGAUGCUCUUACGUUACAGCAGAUUGCUUUACAGAAGCGCCUGGAGUUGGUAUGGCAGGACGUGCCACGAGUGAAGACGCUGGUGCAGGAGUUGCUCAUGUCGCUCUUCAUCACGGUGUUCAACCAUGAGCAGGACGGCAGAUAUACCACCGAGUCCUUCGCUGAUCUCCCGACACAAGAUCCUGUCGCUGCCAAGGCAGACCUUCAGCACGGAAGCCUGACAAGCAAAAACCGCCCUCUGACGUUCGACAUUCUGAAGCGGCGCUUGGACAAGGGCCUCUACAGCCGACUAGAUCAUUUCCAGGAGGACAUGUUCUCCAUCUUCACGCGCGCUCGACGGCUUAGUUCAGUCAACAGUCGCGUCUUCAAAGACUCAGUGACUCUGCAGAACGCCUACAUUAUCGCCAGAGACCGACUGUGCGGCGAUGGUAAAAUCCUGAAGUCUCAGGCGCUAAAGUUUACCAAGGAUGACUUGGAUGCUGAAGUCGCUGCUGAUGCUGCAAUCAGGACUGAAGAGGGAGAGGAGCAGGCUGCUGAAACUGCCAUGGAUGUUGACUCUAAAACAAGCCAGGAAACUGCCCCAGAAGCCAGCAGCACCGCGACUGACAAGGCCGUCUACGUUGCUGGGGAGUUCGUCUACGCUGCUCCUACUGAACCCUCUCUUGGCAAGCGCAUCGUCCACAUCGAUCGCGUGUUCCUGAACAACAGCAAGAGCAGGGCUGGCAACCCCGUAUCUAUGAUACAAGGCUACCAAUAUUUCCGACCUGAGGAAACUUUCCAUCCUGCCACCAGGAAGUUCUACGCCAAAGAAGUCUUCAAGACCGAAAACAAAAUCACUAUCCCCGUCACUGACGUGGUAGGACGGUGUCUGGUGCUGUCCGUGUCCGACUUCCAGAAGAUGCGUGCCACGAACAUCCCUGAGGAAGACGUGUACGUGUGUGAGAACAGAUACCUCGCACGACAUCGCUUCUUUAAGAAGAUCAAGAUGGUGCCGUUCGCGGUGCCAGCGUCCGUGGUGCUGGAGGAACGUAGCGCGCCGCUGCACCUGACGAAGCUCGACUCGAUCUUCAAGGAGCGCAUCGAGCGACACAAGGAAGAGCUCGCCGAGGUCGACGAGGAGACCAGGGUGAACAGAACACCUCUGCCGAACGUUGCCCGGACGAGCACCACGGGUACAGGGGAGCUGGAGUUCGAGCAGUACAACCUGGGCAGCGGUGCGGUGGUCAAACUCGGAGACUUUGUCUAUGUCAAAGUCCCUCCCAUCGCCGUGCCUGGCAAUAGCAGCAGUCUCGCCACGCUCAAGGCUAUACGACACGUCACCAGGAUUUGGCUCAAUCCACAAGGCGUGUGCUCGUUCCUGGGUUCAGUGUACAGCACAGCACAGGAGCUGUACAUGAGUGGGGUACAGUUGGACAGAACUGUAGCGUACAAGCAGGAGGUUUACCUCACUUCUGUACAGGAUAGUCUGCCUCUCACCGACAUCAUCGGACGCUGCUCAGUGCUACAUGUCAAGGAGUAUGCAGCGUGUCGUCUCACUGAGGUGCUGGAGAAGGACGUGUACUUGUGCCAGAAUUACUUCGACGAGACCUCGCGCCGCAUCUCGCCCCUGCAGUCCGGCAUCGUCAAGUUCCAGCUGUCGCGACAAGUGCUGCAGGACGAGGUCUAUUACUUCAGCAACGCCGUCAACCUCCAGAAGGCCGUCCUGGAGACGGUGAACCUGGCUCAGCUGCCUCGACGCCACGCGACACAGCAGGCGCAGCUCGGAGCGUCAGGCCCCGUGCCAUUGGAUGAGGAUCUGUCUAAUGAUCUGCUGGUGGGCGAGGACUCGUUAGACAGCAGCGCCGCUCCCUCAAUUUCCUCGGACUCUACUCCACCUUCCCUCGCUGGGCAUCACUCCGGGGCUCCUGCCUCCCCAGCAGUCCACUCCGGCGCUAUUACUUCCAAGUCUGCGAAAAAGACACCGGGCCGGAAGCAGGUGUCCGGAUACCUGCUCUUCUCGAGCGAGAUCCGUAAAAGUGUUACGAUGCGGAACCCGAGCGCUAACUUUGGAGAGAUAUCGCGUCUGGUGGGCAUGGAAUGGAAGAACUUGUGCGAGGUCGAGCGAAAGGCUUUUGAAGACCGCGCUCAUGUCGUCAACCAGGAAGCUGCUGAAAAAGCCCUUUUGGGGACCCCGGAGACUCCAGUGUCAAGUGUGUCUGCCGCUCACGAGAUGCCACUGCCCACCAGCCCGGACAUUGUGUUCGAGUGUAUGUGGGGCGACUGUGACGUCAUGUUCGAGGAUCUCGCUGAUAUGUACGAUCAUCUUCUCAACGAACAAACUGGACACGUCUGCAAAGUCAAGACGACUUUCGAGUGUCAGUGGCGCACGUGCAGCCGUCACAAGAAGAACAACCUCAUGCCCUUCCCCAUGCUGGCACGCCUCACCCGCCACACCCGCGAGGUGCACCUCAUGAAGAACACAGGCCGCAUCAUCCAGCCGCACGACCGCAGCAGGAACUUCGUGCCUUCCUCACGGCGGUCUCUGGUCCCUGCAGCAGCACACAUCGCGCCCGCUACGCCGGCAGCUACGGGUGUCUCUACCGCUGCUAAUACCAUGCUUCCCGGCUUCAGCUUGGGCAAGUCAGGCUUCCAGGUAUCGGUUCUCAGCAACAGUGGCACCUCACCAGCACCCACGGGGCUCGCUGGUCUCCUGCAGAAUCAACGUCAGCCUCAGAUUCUUUUUGCUGCGACGCCUGCAAAGACUCAGCGUUUGCUCCACUCAGAAGCUUAUAUAAAGUACAUCGAGAACCUGGACAAGCCGUACCAGGGCAACUGGGAGCGGCAACUGCACGCCACCUCCGAGAACACGACAAUCAACGACGCCCACCGCCUGCCUGUCACUUGGCUGCCUGCAGAGUACCAAACCGUCGCGCCGCCUCACGUCAAACUCGAGAACGGGAAGGAUGCUUUGAGCGCCUUGUGGGCCUUGAGAGACAUCAUGGUUAAAGAUGCGCUUUGUGGACGUCUGUAGGUAUUGAUAAGAACGGUUGAUUAGGGCUGUAAAUUAAAUGCCUUGUGCGCUGGUCGAAAAUGAGAUGUAAAAUCUAUGAUGAGUAAAUGUGUCUCUUCAGAUGACAGACAUCAUGGUUAAAGUUGCGCUUUGUGGAUGUCUGUAGGUAUUAUUAAGAACGGUUGAUUAGGGCCCUGUGCGCUGAAAAUGCCCUGUGCGCUGGUCGAAAAUGAGAUGGAAAAUCUAUGUAUGAUGAGUAAAUGUCACUUCAGAACUAUGCUGUGCAAGAUACCGAUCAAGUAGUUAAUUUAUUGAGAAUAGAGCUAGUUGGGAGUGAAAAUAAUCAGACAGGCGCAUUGAUUUCCGUUAAUAGAUUAACGUGCAAAUGGUUCUUGGGACGUUAUCUUUUAGAACGGAUGAAGUGAGGGAUUACAAAAUUUGAUUGAAAGUUUAUUUUAAAGCAAAACAUAAAUAGUUCUCUCUGAAAAUUGUUCAUCGAAAGGAUAACUGAGAUUUCCUUGAGAUGCUUGCUCGUUUUCACUGUUUCUUGAAUGGUAGUAGCAAGUCAUUUAGAAUAUAUGAAAAAUUCUUCCAAUGCGUACUCUAAAUGUCAUCGAAAGGUCGUUCAGAAUAAUAUUAGGUUUAGAAGUAGUAUUAUAGCAUUCGAGUAGACAUAGGACGAUGUGCAUGAAAAAUUUUCUAAUAAUCGGCUAUAAUAAUAUAAGCGUCUACCGAGCGUCAUUAAAUUGGUACCAUAUGAUUUUUGUGACGUAAAGUCUCGUAUUAAAUGACCUGUAUUCGAUUCAGUGAGUUCAAGUUGGCCAGACAGCACGCUGCACUAACCAGAUUUAAGCAAUCACUACGCUACUAUUCCACACUAUGUUCCUUCAUGGAUGGAGAGUUAUUAAUGUGUAGAAAUUUCAAAAGAAUCGGGCAUUAUGGAGAGGUUGCCCUGAAGUUUUACCCCAUGGCAGGCAUCCGUGCCCCUCUGUAUUCCAGAGUCCCCUUCCAUCUUGUUUAUUGCAGCCUUGGCAAGGACAGGAUCAAUGUAUUCGAAAGCUUCGAGAACCCUCAACAGCUCCAGGUCGUUCUGGGGGCGACGGCAGCGAAUGGUGCCUUCGUUCAGGCUCGCGCUUACACCAGUGCUGUGAAAAUGGCCACUGAUACGAGUCCUGGGAUACUCUUAGGAGUCAACUUGAAUUGUUCCCGCAACAACCACACCUUCAUCGAAUAGAUGGCUUUUGCCAUCCACCGAGCAUAAUGCAUGGCUCCAGGAGCGCGGAGCUUCACUCCGCCUGGAGGAGAACGGGCAAGGAACACGAGCGACAUCGCCAUGAGCUCUUUGUAGUCGUCACGACCUUGAAGCUGACUGACUGCUGUUUCCAUCCACUCGGUAUGGACUCGUGCGAUGAAGGCAUCGCACACACUACACAAAGCACCCUGGAAUGGAAUCAGAUCAUUCAGGGUGGGGCUGGACAAAAAAUCCCUGUUCAAGCGUUCAGACCGUUUCUUUGUUUACUCUACGGACGGAAUUACCAUGAGCCAUAGGUGGUGAAAUUUGGAGACGUUGAGCGGUCUCUAAAUAUCAACUAAUUAUGAAAGAUAUUUUAGGAAUAGUAUUCAAGCAUCUAGACAAAUCGGUUUUUAAGGUAGGAACUUAUUUUAAAGAAAAAAAUAACUGUUUAUUUGAGGACCAUUUUGU